Molecule: messenger RNA, 1682 nt
Organism: Elgaria multicarinata webbii
Lineage: Eukaryota; Metazoa; Chordata; Lepidosauria; Squamata; Anguidae
Product: E3 ubiquitin-protein ligase TRIM41-like
Exons: 2
Coding region: 303-1673 (456 amino acids)
Biological process (GO): protein ubiquitination
Cellular component (GO): cytoplasm
Molecular function (GO): ubiquitin protein ligase activity; zinc ion binding
Source: RefSeq, a predicted model, not a curated record
GCUACUUCGGCGGUGGGAGUUCGGUCGCGGUCUUCGAGCCUGUUAUUAUUUCAGCGGGGCCGGAAGGGGCAGAGCGAGCUCGUCAGGGACAAGGGGGGCUUGGAGAACUGACGUACCUGCGGCCAGGAAGGAGAAAAGUAGCUGUAGGGUGUCUUUCCGAGUGUCAUUGGACUGGAGAAGGUUCUGAGGGGAGGAGGAGAGAGUUGGAAUCCUGGGAUACUGACAGUAGGCCAGGGAAAGGCAGCCUGUGAGGGAGGGGAAGUGUUCUAGGAAGGGAGGCACAGGGGGGCAUUUGGGAUUCCAUGGCAGCAGCAGCUGAGCCUGCAGGCAGUAGCUAUAGGGCCCCCCCGAACCCUAUGGCAACUCUGCAUGAGGAGGCAGUCUGUGCCAUCUGCCUAGACUAUUUCAUAGACCCGGUGUCCAUCGGAUGUGGCCACAAUUUCUGCCGCGUCUGCAUCACCAAGCUGUGGGGCUCGGGUGAAGGUCAGAGUGAGGAGGAAGGAGAUGAUGUGGGAGCAUCUGGCUCAGAUGGCGGGUAUGGGCCUGGUUCUGAGGGCGCUGUGGACGAUGGAGGAAUAGAUGACCUGGGACCUGAGGAAAAUGGGGACGAUGAUGAAGAUGGUGAUCUGGAAGAUGAGGCAUACUUGUAUGAUGGAGACAUGGGAGAAGAGGAUGAGGAUGUGUCCAGGGAGGAGUACGAUGAUGAUGAUCCUGAGCUGUGGGACGAAGGAGACUGGGACGAAGACCCUGGUUCAGAUUUAUUCUUUGAUAAUUAUAAUGAUGUUGAGGAUAUCAUGAAUGAAGGAGAAGAACCAGAGGAAGAGGAAGAGUAUACUGUGCCGGCAACUCCACCCACUCCCCCGCAACGCCAGGCUUUUACUUGCCCCCAGUGCCGCAAAACUUUCCCCCAUCGCAACUUCCGCCCCAGCCUUCAGCUGGCCAAUAUGGUGCAGAUCAUCCGACAGUUGCAUCCGCAGCCCUUCAAGCCCGUGAUGGCAGCAAUUGAGGCAGUGGAGUUGGCAGCAGCAGGGGAUUCAUCUGGAGCACCAUCUGCUAUAGCAGCAGAUCAAACUCCAAGUAUGGAGAGCACCCUGUGUGAGAAACACCAGGAGCCCCUCAAACUUUUCUGUGAGACAGAUGAGGAGCCCAUCUGUGUGGUGUGCAGGGAGUCCCGAACCCAUAAACAUCAUAGCGUCAUGCCACUGGAAGAAGUUGUGCAAGAAUACAAGGCCAAACUCCAGGGUCACUUGGAUCCUCUCAAGAAGAAACUGGAGACUGUUCUGAAGCAGAAGUCAAGUGAAGAGGAAAAGAUGUCGAAUAUAAAAAGAAAGAUUAAAAAGGAAAUUGCAAAAGUUAAGGGGACAAGGAAACGACCCAGUAAUCAUAACCUCCCCCAUCUGGAAGAAUUGGCUUCGGAAGAAGAGCAGGAAGAUACAGACACAGCAACAGAAGAGAAAAUGGCCGAAGGUGGAAAAUCAGCUGGCAGUCAGCCAGCUACCUUAGUUGAAAUCAAGAGUGUUAUUGCAGAAAAUAAUGCAAUCAUUUUUAAAAAAAUGGAUCAGCAAACGGAAGAAUUAGAUAAAUGGAUUAUUGUGUUAGCUGAUAAAACCACGCAGAAUGUCAAUGCUAUAAAGGACUUGGAGGCAGGAGCAGACCUUUUCUUUUCCCUAUAGCUUUUAAAU